CAUGGGCUGCGCGGCGGCGCAGGGGCGGCUGGCGGCGGGGCUGCUCGUCAACCUGGCCGCCUCCAUCUGCAUCGUCUUCCUCAACAAGUGGCUCUACGUGCGGCUGGGCUUCCCCAACCUGAGCCUCACGCUCGUGCACUUCGCGCUCACCUGGCUCGGCCUGUACGCGUGCCAGGCGCUGGGCGCCUUCGCGCCCAAGCGGCUGCGCGCGCGGCAGGUGCUGCCGCUCGCCCUCAGCUUCUGCGGCUUCGUCGUCUUCACCAACCUCUCGCUGCAGAGCAACACCAUCGGCACCUACCAGCUGGCCAAGGCCAUGACCACGCCGGCCAUCGUGCUCAUCCAGAGCGUGGCCUACGGCAAGAGCUUCCCGCUGCGCAUCAAGCUCACGCUGCUCCCCAUCACGCUCGGCGUCUUCCUCAACUCCUACUACGACGUGAAGUUCAGCCCGGCGGGCAUGGUGUUCGCGGCGCUCGGCGUGCUCGUCACCUCGCUCUACCAGGUGUGGGUGGGAGCCAAGCAGCACGAGCUCCAGGUGAACUCCAUGCAGCUGCUCUACUACCAGGCGCCCAUGUCCUCCGCCGUGCUGCUCUGCAUCAUUCCCUUCUUCGAGCCCGUCUUUGGGGAAGGGGGCAUAUUUGGGCCCUGGACGCUCUCUGCUGUGAUAAUGGUCCUGCUGUCUGGUGUGAUAGCCUUUAUGGUAAACUUGUCCAUUUACUGGAUCAUUGGAAAUACGUCACCUGUCACAUAUAACAUGUUUGGACACUUCAAGUUCUGCAUCACCCUCCUGGGAGGGUGCCUCUUGUUUAAGGAUCCGUUGUCCGUAAAUCAGGGCCUUGGGAUUCUGUGCACAUUGCUGGGGAUUUUGGCCUACACACACUUCAAACUCAGUGAGCAGGAAGGCAGUAAGAGCAAACUGGCCCAGCGUCCCUGAAGCAGGAUUCUCUGGAGGUUAAUGGCAUCGUGGGGAGAGCAGACGUUUAAAUGCAUCGAUUUUGGAAUGCACAGGGUGGCUUUGUUCAGCUCAAACUGUUUUUAGUUUAACUGCCAGGACCAUUAUUCUGUAGCUAAACACCACACAAUGAAUUAUGUAAGGAGCUGGGGCUGUGCCAUCCCAGUCCAUCUGACUGGUUUCAUGAAAUAGCAACGUAAAAAAGAUAAUGGCACACCUAAAAUUUCUAUGGAAAUUUUGCAGAAGUAGUUAGGAUUUUUGCAUAUUAAGUGAGCUCAUUAAUGGCCAAUCUUAAAUAGAGAGAGGGAAUCGUGCCCUUGUGCUCAUGCCAGUGCUGCUGUUCUGAAGAAACCUGGGGGCUCUUUCAGGCAGGUGCUCUGGUGUGUGAAGAUGCUGCUUCUUGCCCGGUGAAUGAUGAAGAGGGACACGACGCGUUUGGGUGUUUUUAAAAGGGCCCCCAGCCUCAUUCCUCAUUCUCGUGUGUUUUCUUAUGUACGUGUUUGGCUCGAGUACGUUUAUAAAUUAUAAAUACGGCUGAAGGUAUUAAAUAAAGUUAUUAGUGGAGYAAGACUAGAGAAUACAUGGGAAAGCUUGAAGCCAAGCUCUGGAAAAGUAGGAAAUCAGAUCUGAACAAUUCAUUAUGUGGUUUGUUUGUUUGUUUUCUCUUUCUGUUGAUCUGUUAAGGCAUUAAUGAGGUCGUUUUUUUUUUUUUUUUUAUAAAAACUGUUAUUGUUUUACAAUUUUCUUUAUGCCAAAACCAAGGAUUUUCGUGAGACCUUGUAAGUACUUGUGAGCCUUAAUAAAAUCUCUGAAUUUGUGGUAAUUGCCAGUAUUUUGCAGCCGGCCCAGGCAGGYGCCCCUGCUGCAGCAGCCCUUGGAGGCGCCGUCAGGCAGCUCGCCCGCUCUCACGGACGAGGAGGGUGGUCUCUGCCAGUGUUACUGCCUUCCCCCUCCUCUGUGCAGCCCCUGCUCGCUCCCACGGAUUUCAUGGUCCUCACGGAUUUCACGAGAUCCAUGGAUUUCACGGUCCUCAUCUCAUCCUCCCUUUGGAGGGAAGGCAGUUCCGCGUGGGCCAUGGUUGUUCACCAAACAGGCCUCUCGGGACCUUUCCAAAGGGAGUGAAGUGUGAGAGGUGGCAGCCUCUUCUGCCUUAACUUGAGGGUACUCUGGAAAUGAAUUUAUGCCGGUAUCCAGCACUGUAGUUUUGGAAGGAAGGAGGAAUUCCCCUAUUUUAAAAGCUCGCUGUGCUCUGAGUAAGUCAGGUGAGAGUGUUUGCCAGACUGACGAGGUCCAAGCUCAUUUGCAGUAUCUUAAUCCUCACAUUCAGGCUUUAUUUUAUCUUCAUCUACCUCUAGCAGGUUUAAAGAGGGAAAUUGUAUGAAUAAAAACAAAGUGUUUGGGUUAUCCCAACACCGAGAGCAAUGGCAAGGUAUUUAGCUCCUCUAAACUUUCUUUUUUUCUUUUUACAAUGGAAACAGUAGGUCUUUGAUGUAUAAGCAACAAUGCAGACCUUUUCAAGCUUGUAAAUUAUUUAUUCUGUUACAGAAUCCUUGUUUUUAAAGCAAGUUACUUCACUGUGCAACCUAAGUUUACACUGUAGCGCUCURUAUCUUCUCAAAGCCAGAAAGAUCUGAAUAAUUUUACAUCUUUACCAGCUGUGUCUUAGACAUUGUACAGGUUCAAGGAUUUUUUUUUUAAUAUAUUUUUGUAAGUCUGUAAUUAGUUUAAAAAUACAGCCUGGACUGCUCACAGAUAUGUGGAGAACAGGAUCAUCUCUGGCCGCAGAUCCCUCAGCGGGUGCCCUGGGAAAGGCAUCCGCACUGAUUUGUGCCGUGCACAAGUUCCUCUGAAAUGCAGACACCCCACAGAGACAUUCC
Molecule: messenger RNA, 2826 nt
Organism: Nothoprocta perdicaria
Lineage: Eukaryota; Metazoa; Chordata; Aves; Tinamiformes; Tinamidae
Gene: SLC35E3
Product: solute carrier family 35 member E3
Exons: 5
Coding region: 2-931 (309 amino acids)
Cellular component (GO): Golgi apparatus
Molecular function (GO): antiporter activity; nucleotide-sugar transmembrane transporter activity
Source: RefSeq, a predicted model, not a curated record